CGUUUCGAACCAGGGCUCCGGGGCGGGGCGGCAGCGGUCUCUCGGCGCCUGCGCGCGGUUUCGGUUCGUGCGGCGGCGUGGGGAGCGCCCGGAGCGGCCUGGGUGCUCUGCGGCGCCAUGGCCCCCGUGCUGAACCUCAACAACGAGGUUGUGAAGAUGAGAAAAGAUGUGAAGAAGGCCAGAGUCCUCACUAUUCGCAAACUAACCAGACACAUCGGGAAAUUAAAGUUGAAAAAGGGUUCAGAAGACUUGAAAUUAAAGAACCAAAAACGAGUUGAGAGAUUAAUAGAAGAAAUCCAUGCCAUGAAGGAAAUAAAACCAGAUGAAGUUACCAGACUUGCUCUUAGGACAGAAGUUAAUUUUGAAAGUGUCUGCAAAAAGCCAAACUGUACUGCAGCUGAGCGAGCCAUGGCAAGACUUGCAACACACCCCACCUUGAAGCCCAGAUUUGUUGAACUUAAAGCUGCUGUUAAAGCUUUUAAGGAUGCAAGGAAGAACCCAGACAAAGCCACUCCUGUGAAAAAGGAUCAGUCAGAAGAACAGCCUAAAUCAGCACAACAUUCCAAUAACAACUUGGAUGACCAAGCUUGUAAGCGGCCUCAAAAACAGCAAGGAUAUGAACACAAAACAAAACCAGGCAUGAAAGUAGAAACUGACAAAGUGGUUGAAGAGCUCUGUGAGAGUGAAUCUGAGCAGAAAACUGUGGAAAUGGAGAGAGUGUAUGCUCCAGAAACACCUUCAUUUCAGGCAGUAGAAAUGCAAACAGUUACUCAAAACAAAACAGAAAAGAAACUUGACUAUCAAAAAAGGAAAGAAAAUAUGAGUAUGAACAAGUUAAAUGCAAUAAAAGAAAGAAUUGAUGAUAGUGACCAAGAGCAUGAAAAGGAAUACUUUGAUGAUAGUACUGAAGAGAGGUUUUACAAUGAAUCAUCAGAUUCUGACAGUGACAGCAAUGAUGAUUUCUUCAUUGGAAAAGUAAAAAAGAAGAAAAAAGUAGCAGCAGUUAAUAGUUUUUCUUCAACAAAAGAAAAGGGUAGUGUUCAGAAAAAAGUAAUGAAAACAGAGAAGAGUACAGAGACUGGGACAGCAGAGGAUUUGAUCAUGGAAGAGAAGAAGUCACUUGCAAAAGCAAGCAAGCUGGAGUCAGUGUUCUGCAGUUCUUUGUCUACCACCAAUCAGAAAUCUCAGAACAGAAGAAAUACUAAACACCAGCCUCUCAAAAAGGAAAGAACAGGUUUUCUUAAAAAUGAAACAAAGCUUAAGAAGAAGCCAUUUGCAAAAGCUUCAGGGGAUAUUAAAUGCAACAAUAAGAAAGCAUCUUUGGAGCAGCCUCUUCAUCCUUCAUGGGAAGCAAGCAGGAAACGCAGAGAGCAAAUGUCUCAAAUUACAGCAUUCCAGGGGAAAAAGAUUAAAUUUGAUGACUAGACUAUAUGUAAAUGGGGGUUCUAAGAAAAAUUUUUUUGCAGCUACUAUUUGAACAUCGUUGUUAUACUGUCCAUAUCCUUUGCAACUUCCAAAAUUGCAACUAUUAUUUACCAUCAUAGAAUAUCAAGAUUGUUUCAUUCAUUCUUCGUGCUGUCUGGUGAUUAAUGUAAUGGCCAUUUGGUUCAUAAGUCCCAUUAUGCAGUACCACCAUUCAUGAAAUAUACCCUGACGUGAAUAAAGGGUUUUUAGGAGCAUAAUUUGUGCCCUGUAGAAAUAGUAUAGAUUCUUUGGAGAGGAGUUUGGAAGGGUUUGUUUUUUUUAUUUAAAAAAAUGUGCUUUAUAUGAGAACUUGAUUGUCAGAAGAAAGGUUGUCAUAUCUCAACCCAGACAAAGUAAAAGAUUCUUAAAAUUUAAAUUUAUAAAUUUAUCAGUGUAUCAUGUAGCUGGAAAAGUCAAUCCAUUUUGAGCAUAAUAUGAAAAUUUCUGUAGAGAAUAAAAUAUUGUGCUUUUAAGUUGUGAUCUCUGUCCUCUGAUUAUACUGCCAAUUUGAAGAAAUUAAGAGGUGUCUUUAAUACUUUGUUCUGGUAGUUACGUCUGGAUUUUUCAACAUGUGUGUCUUCCACUUUCUGAAAGAAUGUGGAAAUGUGAAGAAACUUUGUACAUUAAGAAGCAUUUGACUUUUAAGUGCCAGUCUGACACUGGGAGUUCUUCUGAUUAGAAUAUGACAAAAAAAGUUAAUUGAAUACUUCAAGUGCUUUUUCUAUUACCUAAUUGAAGGAAAUUCUGAACAUGUAAUUAAUCUUUAAUAGUGUUGUUUAUUUAAAUAUAGUUACCUUUCAUAAUCAAAUUAAUUCAUAAACUUGGUAAAUGACUGGACUGUACUAUUCAUGUAGCAUUUUAAGAUGCCUGAGGAAAGCCCUGCAUCACCUCAAAGGCCCAUCUAACCUAGUAUGUUUGAAACUAGUUAAAAAAGGAUGCUUUAAGAACAGAAGGAGCACACAGUGAUACAUCAUGCAACAUCCAUCUCUUCAAGCUUCCAGUUUCACAGCGCAGUGACAUCUUGUGAUAUUGUAGCUUAUGGAGUUUAAUAAUCCUUGAUCAAUCAAUUUCCUUUCUUCAGAUUUGUCUGCUCUUACAUCCCUGGAAACUUGUAGAGUAUGUCAUCCUUAAAGGCGUAGAUGACAUAUUCCUACAUACUGCAGUCUGAAAAAGCCUAGUGUUUUUCUUUGCCUCCUGGGCUGUAUUAGAAAAUGUUGCCAGCAGUAUGAGGAUCCUUGCCCUGGACUAAGCACAGAUAAUGCUACAUUAUACACAUCCCAUCUUGUGUUAAGUUCUUGAGGACAAAACCUUCAAGUUGGUCUGUUCUGGAUUAAUAUUUAGGCAUGGUUUGCCUCACUAGUUAGGCUUUCUUUUCUAUGUACUGAACAAAUGUCAGUAUAUGUAAUACUGUCUUUAAUGUCAUUGCCUCCCAGAGGAGUGAGAAAUUCAAACCAUCUUCCAUUUCAAAGUGGUUUUGUUGCUGUUAUUUUCACUGUACCAUAUGGAACAGUAUUGAAGGCCAAAACUUGCAAAAUGAAGCAUAGAAAAAUGUUUACUGUGGUUUUGUAAGGUUAUAUUUCACAGAAAAAGCCACGCAUUUACCUGCUUUCUACAAACUUCAGGAUUUUCAGAUGCAAAUUAAAGCUUUAAAUACAACAAGUAAAUAAAUCCUAGAUGA
Messenger RNA from Passer montanus (Eurasian tree sparrow), 3142 nucleotides. It is a transcript of the gene SRFBP1, whose product is annotated as serum response factor binding protein 1. Gene Ontology annotation, biological process: maturation of SSU-rRNA. Lineage: Eukaryota; Metazoa; Chordata; Aves; Passeriformes; Passeridae. The record is from RefSeq and is a predicted model, not a curated record. The transcript is spliced from 8 exons. Bases 118 to 1425 code for a protein of 435 amino acids. Gene Ontology annotation, cellular component: nucleus; 90S preribosome.